CAUUAAGUUCACUGUCAGUGUCCAAAUUGUGUCGGCAGAAGAUAAGGAUUUAAUUUCAUUGCUAACAUACGUACAUAUUCGUUCUUUCUAUUCAUCAGAAAUGAUGUUGAAUAUAAUUGGAUAUGCUUUUCUUUUACAUUGGAUUUCAUACACAGUCCACCCUGUUGAGACUGUUAGUUGCAGGAAGGACAGUGACUGUCACUGUCAAGGGAACAACUUUCAUGCCAUCUGUCAUCAGAAUGGACAUGGUCAAUCCCAUUGUGGUUGCGAUCCAACCUACUGCGAUCCCAAUCCCUGUCCUUCUUCGCAGAUCUGUGUAGUAGACCAGGAUUCAAGCGUCUUCCGAUGCAGGGAGCCCUGUAUCGUUCAGUGUCCGGUGGGAAAGACCUGCAUCAUAAUUGAUCAAACCCGGAAAUGUAUAGACCCUUGUGUACCAAAUCCGUGUUCAAGUGCAAAGACCUGUGCUCAUACAAACAUAUCCCCAUUCUACGUAUGUGAAGCUCCACACACCACUCAAUCCACUACCAGACCAACUGAUCCACCGACCACAAAAGAGCCAAGUACAUCCAGGACAACUCACCCAUCGACCACAGGAGCAGCUAGCACAUCGUCGCCUUUACCCACGCCGACACCACUACAAUCGGAUUGCUCUGAGUUCAACAUCACAUUACAUGGAUGCCGUGACAGCUCGGCCUGCCUCUUGCCUCACAUACUUGAAGUCCUUUGUCCCGAUCCACAGCAGGCGAAGUAUUGUCCUACUAAAUGUGGAUGUUGCCAACCCACGUUCAUAGGCUAAGAGACCCAUCACAACGUCCGACAGAACAGAAAUAUAUUCUAUCUUUGUUUGUUGAUUACUAAUUAAAAAAAUGUCAUAGCAUCGUA
This is a messenger RNA of Dreissena polymorpha, 882 nucleotides long. Its product is annotated as adhesive plaque matrix protein 2-like. The transcript is spliced from 7 exons. The coding region runs from base 101 to 796 and encodes 231 amino acids. Lineage: Eukaryota; Metazoa; Mollusca; Bivalvia; Myida; Dreissenidae. The record is from RefSeq and is a predicted model, not a curated record.